CUUUAAGAAGUCACGCAUGCGCAAAUCAGUGAGAAAGUUAACUGCUGAACUUCGUAGUCAGAAAAAUUCUGAUUUAUAAAAUAGCAGGGAUAACACCAUUGAGUUGACAUGGCAUUUCGCCGAAGAAACAAGAGUUACCCUUUCUUCAGCCAGGAAUUCUUAAUUCAAAACCAUGCCGACAUCGUCUUCAGUUUGGUGAUUUUCAUUUUGAUUGGAUUGAUGUUUGAGGCAACAGCCAAGACGGCCAUACUGUUCAUUCAGCCUCAGUACAAUGUUACCACACUAUCACCAGAGGGCGAGGUGACGUUGUACCAUUACGGAUGGAAGGACUCUGCCACCAUCCUUUUCUAUUUCUUUACCGCCAUCAUCCUCCAUGCAGUAGUGCAGGAGUAUCUUCUGGAUAAAGUGAACCGACGUCUCCACCUCUCAAAGAGCAAGAAUACCAAGUUUAAUGAGUCGGGUCAACUGUGUGUUUUUCACUUGGUGUCGAGUGUGUGGAGUUUUUACAUCCUCAUAACAGAAGGAUAUCUCCUGCAUCCCAGCAGCCUUUGGGAGAACUAUCCCCAUGUACACCUCAGGUUUCAGGUGAAGUUUUUCUACCUCACUCAGCUGGCCUACUGGCUCCAUGCCUUACCAGAGCUCUACUUCCAGAAAGUACGCAAGGAGGAGAUUUCUCGCCAGCUCCAGUACAUCUGCCUGUAUCUGCUGCACAUCGCUGCAGCCUAUUUGUUGAAUUUGAGUCGUGUAGGCCUGGUACUCCUCUUCCUCCAGUAUGUGUCAGAACUGGGCUUCCACAUCGCCAGACUCUUUUACUUCACUGAUGAGAACCAUCAGAAAAUGUUUGACUUGUGGGCGAUCAGCUUUGUGUUUACACGGAUGGUUACUUUGACCCUAAUGUUCCUGGUUGUUGGCUUCGGUUUGGCUCGUGGUGAAAACCAGGGGCUGGACUGGGAGAUGGGCAACUUCAACACCGUACUGAUAAGGAUGACUGUUCUACUGCUGGUAUGUUUGACCCAAUCUUGGCUACUCUGGAAGUUUAUCCGCUUCCAGCUGAAGCGCUGGAGGGAGUUCAGACACGAACAGGCUGUUCGCAAGAAGGCUGCCGCAAAACAACCCCUACGGCCACUGAAGAGAGAUUCACUUGGUCACCACGAAAAUGGAGUUCUAAAAGCUGAGAAUGGAGCCUCUCCUCGGACCAAAAAACUCAAAUCUCCCUAAGAUAACCCAUUGACUGGCCUGAACAGUGGCCUUAGCCCUGGCUAAGGUUUCUCAUCAGCACAACAGGGAAGCUGGCGGCCACUGGCCAUCGAGCCUCAUCCUGAGAUGUUACACGGACUCAGAAUACAGACUUAGGCUUGAAU
Molecule: messenger RNA, 1361 nt
Organism: Perca flavescens (yellow perch)
Lineage: Eukaryota; Metazoa; Chordata; Actinopteri; Perciformes; Percidae
Gene: tram2
Product: translocation associated membrane protein 2
Exons: 11
Coding region: 109-1218 (369 amino acids)
Biological process (GO): SRP-dependent cotranslational protein targeting to membrane, translocation; protein insertion into ER membrane
Cellular component (GO): endoplasmic reticulum membrane
Source: RefSeq, a predicted model, not a curated record